Messenger RNA from Ochotona curzoniae (black-lipped pika), 4420 nucleotides. RefSeq names its product protein phosphatase 1 regulatory subunit 3A (gene PPP1R3A). Gene Ontology annotation, cellular component: protein phosphatase type 1 complex. The record is from RefSeq and is a predicted model, not a curated record. NCBI's taxonomy places the organism in Eukaryota, Metazoa, Chordata, Mammalia, Lagomorpha, Ochotonidae. Gene Ontology annotation, biological process: regulation of glycogen biosynthetic process. Gene Ontology annotation, molecular function: glycogen binding; protein phosphatase 1 binding. Bases 1 to 3303 code for a protein of 1100 amino acids. The transcript has 4 exons.
AUGGAGCCUUCUGAAGUACCUGCUCAGAUUAGCAAAGAUAAUUUUUUAGAAGUUCCCAGUUUGUCCGAAUCUUUUUGUGAAGAUGAAGAAGUUAAAGCUACUUUCAAACCUGGCUUCUCCCCACAACCCAGCCGACGAGGUUCUGAGUCUUCUGAGGAGGUCUACCUGGACACCCCAACUUCAGGGAGCAGAAGAGUUUCCUUUGCUGAUAGUUUUGGAUUCAACCUCGUGUCUGUUAAAGAAUUUGAUAGCUGGGACUUACCGAGCGUCUCCCCCACCUUUGAGCUAAGAAAGGAUGUUUUUCAGGCAGAAGAAUAUGUCUUAUCUCCACUCUUUGACUUACCUUGUUCCAAAGAAGCUCUUAUGCAACAGCUUCAAGAGCAGAAAGCGAUACUGGAGUCAACUGAGUUUGUACCAGGUUGUACCAGCAUGAAGGGGAUUAUUCGCGUUUUGAAUGUUUCUUUUGAGAAGCUAGUCUAUGUGAGAAUGUCGUUAGAUGAUUGGCAAACACAUUAUGACAUUUUGGCAGAAUACGUUCCUAACUCGUGUGAUGGUGAAACUGAUCAGUUCUCUUUCAAGAUUUCUCUGGUCCCUCCUUAUCAAAAAGAUGGAAGUAAAGUUGAGUUUUGUAUACGCUAUGAAACUUCUGCUGGUACAUUUUGGUCAAAUAAUAAUGGCACAAAUUAUGUAUUGGUUUGUCAAAAGAAGGAACCUGAGCCGGACCCAGCAAAACCACUUGAAGAAGUUCCAAAUAAACAAAUAAAAGGUUGCUUAAAGAUAAAACCAAGUAAGGAAGAAUUAUCAGAAGCAUCAGAAGAAAAUAAUUUUGAAAAUUCAAAAAUUAAAGAUACCUAUAUCCCAACCAUUGUUUGUUCCCAUGAGGACAAGGAACUCUUGGAAAGCAGCUAUCAGAAUGUAAAAGCUGCAAACGUGGAACAUGAUGAACAUAAUGAAAAAGAAUUAGAGCUGAUGGUAAGUAUACAUCAACGCUUAGCUCGGUGUGAUCCUUCUGAAGAUGAAAGGAACACAUUUUCAUCAGAUCCAGUCAAUUUUCCAAGCAAAGCUGAAGAAUUAGAGACGAAGCGAAUUGGCAGUGAAGUACACACUGACUCGUUUCAAGGGUCUUUGUUUCCAAGUUCAUCAGCAGAAAGUUCCUCAAAGGAUGAUCACUACCACAGUGAAAAAUAUUCCUCGGGAAAUGAGACCAGUCAUCGGCCUUCAGCUGGGGGAGAAAUCAACCGUUCUUUGGGAGAUACCGCUAGAGACGAAUCAGUUCAGUCACACAUCAGCAACAAAGCAAUCCUGGAUGACAACGCUAAUCCUGCCUAUGGGAGUGGCAGAGGGGACACAUCUUGCCCUUCCACAAGUCUACUGAUGACAGGUAGCCUGAAUAAAAAAUAUGAAGGAGGAGCUAAGGACAUUGAAAUAAAAGAUGGGGAAUAUUUACCAAGAGAUUGCCAUUGGAAUGCAUCUGCCAAUGUGGGAGAAUCAACAGAAAACAGAUUUUUCAGGAAAGACUGUGUGCAAAGUAGAGAUAACAAAGUACAAAGGAUAGGGUUUAGUGAAAAACCAAGUAGAAAUGUUCCGUCAGUGUUCUAUGACCAAGAAACAAAGAUGGGCCACCUUGAAACAACCAUGGAAGUGACUGAAGCUGGUGACAGAGACCGAAUUUCUCUACCAAGCAAAGAUAGCUCAAUUCCUAGCCAAGAAAUCAUGGCAGAUACAUUUCAAUGUGCAAGGACAUUUUCCAGUUCUGAAGAAACUGGACGUGAUGUCUCAGCUAGGGAAGACACUCCCUUAGGAGGGCUAGCUGGUCAAGAAUGUUCACCAAGCAGUGGAGAUGUUCUCAGGCAUCAGUUCCUUUUCCAAGUUGAACAAGAAAAACUAGGUUGGCUCCAUCCUGAAGGUCAGGGUAAGAGCAUGCAGCAUCAACCAUGUUGGAAUGCUCAGGAGAGUCAGGGAAAAGCAAGAGGGAGUAAGAUAAAUAUAACAGAGCAGAUCAAAGAACAAGCAGACUGUGAAGACAUGUGGGGAAAAAGAGAUAACACUGGGAGCUUGAAAGCUACUCCUGCCGAAACGUUGUUUACCUGCCAAGAAACAGCGGAUUACAAUAUUCCUGGGGAAGCAGAAGCAGGUACAGCUUAUAUAAUUAAGACAACAUCAGAAAGGAUUCCAGAAAGCAUGUCGGCUGGAGAAAAAGCAGUAAUUGCUAAGCUACCUCAAGAGACAGCACGAAGUGACAGGCCCAUCAAGGUAAAGGAAGCAGUGUUUGAUCCACAUGAAGGGAGAAGUGAUGAGGCACGUUAUACCCUUUGUCAACGAGACACAGUCAGCUCAACUGAUGACAAUGGUUUUGAGAAUGUAUCCCGUUUAGAUAUUUGUAAUGUACGUGCAGAUGAAAGGCAGAAGGAAGAAGCCGCGAAUACGUACAGCCCUGGCAAGAGACAUGACAGGGAGACAUGUGGCAUUGGAAAUAUCACUUCUGUAGAAGAAUCCUUGCAGGUCAUUACAAGUCAUCAAAAAGCAACUUCAAAAUGGGAUUCACAUUUGGAAAUGCCAUCGGCCGAAGAAAAAUCACUUUCCAAGAAUGGAGAUCUUGGGCAGGUCCAAGAAUUACCAAAGAAAACAGAGGUGUAUGCCCCUUAUCAUUCUGCCUUUACCUCAGACCUGAGCAGAGCUUCUCAGAACGACUCUCUUUCUCAUCGCCACGAGGAGACUGCAGCGCCACCUUGGGGACAGGCAAGGGCUGGAGCGAAUACAGCUAUUACCACCAUCACCCAAACUUCUGCUGCCAAGUCGGAACAUAAUUGUAAAUCAGCAGGUGAAACCCAGGGUCGACCUGAAUGUAAACCUGAAGAAUCUUCCAGAAGUCCAAGAAGAGUAAUGUCGGACUCUAGAAUAGGCAAUUCAUUAGGCCAGAUUUUCCAGCUGGAAGAACGCAGUGCGGAAAUAUCGCAAGGGCCAACGAUUUUAAUCAGUGAAUCUCGUGAGAAGAUGGGAAAGGAAAGGCAUGGAAGUGAAGGGUUAAUUAAUUCUGGACAGUCACUAGGCUUGUUAGGUGACAAGGAAUUUGCGAGUUCUUCUUCUGCCAGUUUCCCUGUGCAGGAAAGUCAAGAUGAAGGCAGGGAAUCUCUUCUUUCAAAAUACACCAACUCUCAAAUACCUUAUUUCCUUUUGUUUUUGGUAUUUCUUAUAACCGUUUACCACUAUGACCUAAUGAUAGGUUUAGCAUUCUUCCUUUGCUCCUUGUGUUGGCUCUACUGGGAAGAGGGAAAACAGAAAGAAUCUGUCAAAAGGAAGUAGCUUCAGCACCCUGGUUAUUCUCUGUUAAAAGAUAAGCUGUUUUAGCUCCAAACAUUUGGAUUGGUGAAAGAGGCUAUUCAUUGUUCAAAGAGCCAGUGCAGUUUUUCUCUUGAAGGAUCAUUUACAAAGGAAUGCGUAUGAAGUUUGCUCCUUCCUAUAAGUAAUUAUUCUAUAUAGGACCAUUAUGUUUGGAUCAUUAAAUACCUGUAUGAAUAUGAGAUCUGAAGCACGUCAAGUUGAAAUUAGGUACAGCUGUUGCUCCUUAGAGCCGUGAAGCUGCAAUGUUUCACGUCCCUCCACUACUUAACGUGCGAUUUCUUGCGUUCAUUUCUUUUGCAGUAAAGCUUCAUUUUUUUUUCCCCUGGGCACAUUUUUCCCCCUCUAUGGUUUUUAAAAAUAGAUAAAACAUAGACAAUGGCAGAGGAUUUCCUUGUCUCUAUUUUUUUUUUUUGCUCUUUUUAGGAUUGACUGAAAUUUUCAUCUACUACUGUAAAAUAUAUCAGCACAUAAUGAUAGAUCAACUAUGUCAAUUCGUAUUUCAUGGUUUUAAGAAGACAGUCAUGUACAUUGAAAAGUAUAAAUUUAAAAAAACACUUCAUAUUUAGUUAUAGAAUAGUUUAAACACAAACCCGUCCUAGUUUGUUUGUACCUGUGAAGUCAGGGUCUUCAGAGACCAAGUCUAAUAAAUCCUGAAACAAUAGGGAGAUUACCAUUGAAUUGUAUAAGAUUUUGUGAGUGGUCUACCUUGAAACAAAAGUUUAACCUUCUAAAGAGAGAUUUAAGAGACUGAACUAUUUCAUUGUCAACUAUUAUUCAGAAUUACACAUUUAAAGUCCCACAGGCAUUGCUUCAGAAUGACUCUGUAACUGCAAAGCAUGUGGUAUUAAAUCAUAGUAACUUUAAAAUUUUCCAAAUGAACUAUUUGUUCUGUGUAGUUUUUUUGUUUGUUUCAGAUCAAUUUAAAAAUUUUUCUGAUUACAAACCAAUGAAUUAUCUCCCAAGGUGCAUCUAGAGAAGAUACAUAGGAAGCUGGUGAUAUUUGAUAUGUAAUUAUCAGGUUGCUAGAUGAUAACUCAAGUUUUAAGUUGGAAAAUAGGAGUAUGUCAAUAUCUACUGA